AUGCCGUUCUGGAACCGCCGCCAUCGCUGUAUGCGCAACCUCGAGCGCGACGUCGCAAUAGCCGCCGAAGCCGAUCCCGCCCUGCUGGAGCCCUACCAAACCAUGCUCAGCAGUGAAUUUGGCGCCUCGAUCAGGACCAACGGUAUCGCCCGUUCGGAUCCUCGCCCCGUCCCUGCAAGGAACAGCCGCUCAAGUUCCGUCCGAGACGCGGAGCACACCGACGAGCUGGACGACGACAUCGAGCGCCGGCUCAGCAUCAUGGCCGGGCGCAUGCGAUCCACCAGGGCCAGCAGCGAUGCCGACCGCGAAACUGCCGGAGCGCUUCGGAGCGCGACUGUGAACGGAAGGGUUGGUGCGGCGCGCACCCUUCCCACCGUCGCCUCUCCGCCGGAAUGUCUUGACAGAGCGGGUAACCCUGCCCAUGCACCUCAGACCAGCACCGCCCACCGUUUCGUCGAGCAGCAAGCAGAUGAGACCACCAUGGCCGCUGGCUUCGGCACCACCGCAAGUGUAGCUGGCCGCAGGAUAUCACCGAGCACCACCAGCACCAGCGCCUUAACCAGGCGCAGCUCAGGCAGCACUUCUGACCUGACCAGGUUCGCCGCUCUCGAGCCACCCUCCAUCGACGAGCACACGCGCACCGAGGAUAUCGACCAUAGCUCCGAGACCUCCUCCGUAUCGUCGGACGAGGGCGUGUGGAUCGCCGGCCAGGCGCCUCGCAGUCGUGACGAGCGUGUCCGGCUGCGCGCCGCCGUUCUGGACAUGGAAGAUAGGUUCGACAAUCCAAACCGGGGCCCGGAAUUCACAGUGAUCGGGGAUACUAUUGGAACCGCACAGAGGGUCUGGAUUGCCGACCUCUAA
Lasiodiplodia theobromae is the source of this 861-nucleotide messenger RNA. Its product is annotated as Pre-rRNA processing protein Utp22. The record is from RefSeq and is a predicted model, not a curated record. The transcript has 2 exons. NCBI's taxonomy places the organism in Eukaryota, Fungi, Ascomycota, Dothideomycetes, Botryosphaeriales, Botryosphaeriaceae. The coding region runs from base 1 to 861 and encodes 286 amino acids.